AUGGCGGCGGCGCCGCCGCAGCAGGCGGCGGGGCGCGCCGCCGCGGGCUCCCAAGCGCAGGCCGAGCGGCCCGGCAGGGCCGCGAAGACCGCCCCCUGCCCCUGGUGCCGGCAGCCGAUGCCCCCGGCGUGCUGCGCCAGCUGCCUGCGCGGGUUGCCGUGGCAGCCCGGGCGCGCCGCCUCCAUCGCCGCGAGCGAGGCCGAGAGACUGGCGCUCGCCGCCACCCUGGACGAGGGGCGCCGGCUGCUCGCGCUGCGAGGCCGACGCGCCUCGCUGCGGGCCCGCUCCGCGGAGCUGCGAGCGGACCUGGAGCGCCGCGAGGCGGACGUUCGCCGGCUGCGGAGGCAGCUCGAGGAGCGGCGCGAGAAGUUCGGCGAGCGCCGGCGGUGGCACGAG
Prorocentrum cordatum is the source of this 396-nucleotide messenger RNA. The record is from the annotation of a GenBank genome assembly. NCBI's taxonomy places the organism in Eukaryota, Dinophyceae, Prorocentrales, Prorocentraceae.